UCAUACUCUCAACUUUGAAUGUCUCAUUACACAAUUCCAUAAGGAGGACAGUACCUCCAGCUAUUUAGCUCCAGCUAUCGAUCAAAAAAUAAAAUAAUCCAACUCAACAUCGUUUAGCAACAUAUGAUGAUGGUUCCCAAAAAAAUUUCUCUUCUUCAGUUUUUCACUCUCUUAUUUCUCUUUACAAUUACUUUUACUGCUUCCACUGAGGAAGCAACUGCUCUCCUAAGAUGGAAAGCAACUUUCAAGAACCAGAAUAAUUCCUUAUUGGCUUCAUGGACAGAAAUUAGUUCUAAUGCAUGCAGCGAUUGGUAUGGAGUUAUAUGCUUUAAUGGUAGGGUAAAUAGGUUGAAUAUUACAAAUGCUGGUGUCAUUGGUACACUCUAUGAUUUUCCCUUUUCAUCUCUUCCUUUUCUUGAAUAUGUUGAUCUUAGCAUGAACAAUCUCUCUGGCACCAUCCCACCUGAAAUUGGCAAACUCGCUAAUCUUGUCUAUCUUGACUUGUCGUCCAAUCAGAUUUCAGGACCAAUCCCACCACAAAUCGGCUCAUUAGCCAAGCUUGAGACCCUCUACAUAUGGGACAACCAUUUAAAUGGUUCCAUUCCAGGAGAAAUAGGAUACCUAAGGUCUCUUACUAUGCUAUCUUUGUAUACUAACUUUCUUACAGGUUCUAUUCCUACUUCAUUGGGGAAUUUGAGCAGCUUGUCUCUUUUGCUUCUUUAUGAGAAUUGCCUUUCCGGCCCCAUUCCUGAAGAAAUAGGUAACCUAAGGUCUCUUACUAACCUAGAAUUGGAUACUAACUUUCUUAAUGGUUCUAUUCCUGCUUCAUUGGGAAAUUUGACCAACUUGUCCUUUUUGUCUCUUGUUGACAAUCAUCUUUCCGGCCCUAUUCCAGGAGAAAUAGGUCACCUAAGGUCUCUUACUGAGCUAGAUUUGAGUUAUAAUACUCUAGAUGGUUCUAUUCCUGCUUCAUUGGGGAAUUUGACCAACUUGUCUCUUUUGUAUCUUCAUGAGAAUCACCUAUCUGGCUCCAUCCCUUCAGAAAUAGGUUACCUAAGGUCUCUUAAUAAGCUAGCUUUGAGUACUAACUUUCUUACUAGUUGUAUUCCUGCUUCAUUGGUCAAUUUGACCAACUUGUCCCUUUUGUCUUUGUAUAACAAUCAUCUUUCCAGUCACAUUCCUGAGGAAAUAGGUAACUUAAGGUCUCUUAUUGUGCUAAAUUUGAGUAAUAACAUUCUAAAUGGUUCUGUUCCUGCUUCUUUGGGGAAUUUGACCAACUUGUCCCUUUUGUAUCUUUAUAGCAAUCAUCUUUCCGGUCCAAUUCCUGAAGAAAUAGGUAACCUAAGGUCUCUUACUGACCUAGAAUUAGAUACUAACUUUCUUAAUGGUUCUAUUCCUGCUUCAUUGGGGUAUUUGAGAAACUUGCAAGCUCUAUUUCUCCAUGGCAACAAUCUCACUGAGGAAAUUCCUUCAUCUCUUUGCAAUUUGACAUUAUUGAAAAAUUUGUAUUUGGAGAGAAACAACCUGAAGGGAAAAUUUUUGCAAUGCUUAAGUAAUAUCAGUGGCCUUAGUGUUUUGAUGAUGUCACAGAAUAAUCUUAGUGGAGAGAUACCUUCUUCUAUUUGCAAUUUAACAUUACUACAAAUUCUAGAUUUGGGUAGAAACAAUCUGAAGGGAGAAAUUUCGCAAUGUUAUGGCAACAUGAGUGGUCAUCUUGAGGUGUUAGAUAUGCACCACAACAAUCUUUUCGGGACUCUUCCAACAACAUUUAGCAUUGGAAGUGUACUCAAAAGCUUCAACUUGCGUGGCAAUGAACUGGAGGGGAGAAUUCCCCGAUCUUUGGCUAAUUGCAAACAAUUGCAAGUUCUUGAUUUAGGAGAUAAUUACCUCAAUGACACAUUCCCGAUGUGGUUGGGAACUCUUCCAAACCUGAAAGUUUUAAGCUUGAGAUCAAAUAAAUUGCAUGGGGCCAUUAGAACUUCAAGGAUUGAAAACUUUCCUGAGCUUCAAAUCAUAGAUCUCUCUUACAAUGCCUUCACAGAAAACUUACCAACGAGUUUGUUUCAACAAUUGAAAGCCAUGAGGACAAUUAAUCAAACAUUGAAGGGACCAAGAUAUCUUGGAGAUGGGUAUUACCAAGAUUCUGUAACACUUGCAACCAAGGGACGAAAUCUUGAACUUGUUAGAAUUUUGACAGUUUACACCGCUAUUGAUCUUUCAAGUAACAGAUUUGAAGGACAAAUUCCAAGUAUUAUGGGAGAUCUCACUGCACUUCGUGUGUUGAACUUAUCUCAUAAUGGAUUUCAAGGUCAUAUACCGAAAUCACUCAGAAAUUUAUCCUUAGUCGAAUCACUGGACCUUUCAUCUAAUCAGCUUUCAGGAGAGAUACCACAACAACUUACUUCUCUUACGUCUCUUGCAUUUUUAAAUCUCUCCCACAAUCAUCUCAUAGGAUGCAUUCCACAAGGAAAUCAAUUUGAUACCUUUGAGAAAAACUCAUAUGAAGGUAAUAAUGGAUUAUGUGGAUUCCCAGUUUCGAAAGGUCGUGGCAAUGAUCGGAUAUCAAAGACAAAUUAUACCGUAUUUGCGCUAGAUGAUCAGGAAAGCACUUCUGAAUUUCUCAAUGAUUUUUGGAAAGCUGCUCUAAUGGGAUAUGGAAGUGGACUAUUCAUUGGAUUAUCCAUUGUAUAUUUCAUGAUUUCAUAUGGAAAACUAAAAUGGCUUGCAAGAAUCAUUGAAGGGCUGGAACACAAAAUUAUUACGCGAAGGAAAAAGAAGCAGCGAGGUUAAAGGAAUUACAGAAGAAGAAAUAAUAAUCGCUUUACACCGAUCUUUUAGUUUAUUGUAACUAUUGAUAUCUUAGCUUUCAUAUUUUUGUUAUUAUAUUAUGACUAAUCAGUGCUCUACCAAGCAUAUGUUUCUUUCCAAAUAUUUCAAUAAAUUGAAGAUUUUGAGAAGGACUA
Messenger RNA from Nicotiana attenuata, 2963 nucleotides. RefSeq names its product probable leucine-rich repeat receptor-like protein kinase At1g35710. The record is from RefSeq and is a predicted model, not a curated record. The transcript has a single exon. Bases 124 to 2790 code for a protein of 888 amino acids. Gene Ontology annotation, molecular function: protein binding. NCBI's taxonomy places the organism in Eukaryota, Viridiplantae, Streptophyta, Magnoliopsida, Solanales, Solanaceae.